CAGAUACUUCUUGCUCUCUCCUUCUCUCUCCUCUAGAGAGAGAAACAAAGCACUUUUCCUUCUCUCUCUGAAAAAAUAACUUGCUUUAUUUCCCUCUGCAUACGUAUCUGUCUCUCUCUCUCCUCUCUUUCUCUCUCUACCUCUUAAGCUCCGUUUGUUGGCCACCUGCCUUUUGUUCCUUCUCACAGCGGGAAAAUGCCUCUCUCGUCAAUACCAAAGCCCUCACUUCCUCCAUAAAAACCACCACCACUUCUCAUUCUCAAUUCUCAAUUCUCAAUUCUCAAUUCUCAAAACCUACACUACAUUUUCCAAUUCAACUCCAAUUCUUCAAUGAAGCUCAAACAGCCCUCCAACUCAUCCCCUCAAACCCUCACCGCCACCACCCCCUCUCACGACCUCCUCGUCCGCGAGACUCUCCGAAUCAGCGCCAACCUCGCCUCUGCUCCGCCGCCAUCGGUGGUGGGGGCGGAGAACGCUGCUGGAUUGAGACCGCACGAGGCCAGCUUGGGGAUCGUUGAAGAGCAAUUUGUUGAUUCCAGCUUGAGAUUGAUCUGUUGCGAAGAAAUCGAUGGCCGGAGAUGGAAGUACUUCGCUCAAAACGCCGGUUCCAGGCAAUUCAAGAAGGGAUCGAUCCGUGCCAUUAGCUUGCAGAAUCCCCAGGCACCUGUUGAUGAAUUGAUGUCAUUCAUAAGAUCAUAUGUAGUGCCAGAAGGUUUCCCCGAUAGUGUUACCCCUUCAUAUGUGCCAUACAUGACAUGGAGGGCUUUGAAGCACUUCUUUGGUGGAGCUAUGGGUGUGUUUACAACACAAACACUUCUGAAUUCGGUUGGAGUCUCCAGAAACAGAGCAACUCCGGGAGCUGUAGCAAUCAACUGGAUUCUGAAGGAUGGUGCUGGUCGGGUUGGAAAAAUGCUUUUUGCUCGGCAAGGGAAGAAAUUUGAUUAUGACCUGAAACAGCUUCGGUUUACAGGCGAUCUUCUAAUGGAGUUGGGUGCUGGGAUAGAAUUGGCAACUGCAGCUAUGCCUCACCUUUUUCUGCCGAUGGCCUGUGUUGCCAAUGUGGCUAAGAAUGUCGGUGCUGUCACAUCAACAUCUACUCGUACUCCAAUAUACAAAGCCUUUGCAAAAGGAGAAAACAUUGGAGAUGUUACUGCAAAAGGAGAAUGUGUUGGCAAUGUUGCUGAUCUGCUGGGUACCGGGUUGAGUAUCAUGCUUGCAAAAAGAAAUCCAUCUUUAGUUACCACAUUUGCACUCCUCUCAUGUGGAUAUGUUCUCAGCUCUUACCAAGAGGUAAAAUCUGUUGUGCUGCAUACACUGAAUCGGGCAAGAUUCACUGUGGCAGUAGAGUCCUUCCUUAAGACAGGCCGAGUUCCAACCUUGCAGGAGGGAAAUAUGAUGGAAAAUAUAUUCAGUUUUCCAUGGGCAAAACACAGGCCCAUCGUUCUUGGACCAAGAUUUAAGGAUGCGUUCCAAGACCCAAAUUCAUAUCUUGCCGUAGAACCCGUCUUUGAGAAAGAGAGAUAUAUUGUGACAUACAAUCCUUCUAAGCGUAAUAUAUAUGCAUUGCUCAAGGAUCAAGCAAAAUCAGAUGACAUUUUGAAAGCAGCUUUCCAUGCUCAUGUGCUUAUGCAUAUCAUUCGUUCAUCAGAUGAGAAUCAAUCUUCUUCUAGAAAGCUUCAGGAAAAUGAUCAUUCAGUGUUAUUGCCCCCUACUCCUGCUCUUGAAGCUCAUAUUGUGGAAUCUUAUAAGAUGGUCUCAGCUUUAUACGCACCUUUCAAGAGAAUAGCUAUGGAACAGGGAUGGGUGAUGUCCGAAUCACUUCUUAAUCCUGGCCGAGCUCGCCUUUGUGAAGUGGUGAAUUGAGGUGAUAUGCUAGACUUCACGACCUCUACACAAACUUGCGUCUGGCUUGCCCUAGGUGCUCAGAUUCGUUUUGACCGUUAGAACAACUUCUAUGGACAAGGCGACGUGCACAGCUGGAUGGGCUCGCAUUGCACCAAAGGAAUCAUGGGAGUAUAUUGUCAUAGAAACGGUCAGUCCUCAAUGUAGGCACACAGUGCAUAGUCUUUGUCUUGCCAUAAGGAGGAUUGAAUGAUCUUCAUCUUCAGCUGAAGAGAGAAAAAAAACCACAGUUACCACGUAGCUGUGAAGUAUAGCAGUCCAGUAAAACAAAAGAGUCCAUUUUUGUUUUUCAAAUUUGUAAUUUUUUUUUUUUUUUAAACGGGUUUUGCUUUCCACGUUAUAGAAAGAAAAAUAAAAAAUAAAAAAAAAAUUCGGGGAUU
This is a messenger RNA of Cornus florida, 2282 nucleotides long. Its product is annotated as protein root UVB sensitive 6-like. Lineage: Eukaryota; Viridiplantae; Streptophyta; Magnoliopsida; Cornales; Cornaceae. The transcript has 12 exons. Bases 331 to 1863 code for a protein of 510 amino acids. The record is from RefSeq and is a predicted model, not a curated record.